AUGUUGCGACAACUAGCUGCGCGGCUGCCCCUCGGCAGCCGUGCCCCCAGCAGCGCCGCUCUGCGCCGUCUUGCCCUGCCAAAACGCGCCAUGGCGACCGUCUCCGUUGAGGGCAUUCCCAAAGAACCCACCGACCUCGACCGCAUCACCACUCUACCCAACGGCCUGCGCGUUGCCUCGGAAGCGCUCCCCGGCUCCUUUGCCGGCGUUGGCGUCUACGUCGAGGGCGGCUCGCGCUUCGAGGACGCCUCUCUGCGGGGCGUGUCACACAUCAUGGACCGUCUCGCGUUCAAAUCGACGGCCGCGCGCUCCGCCGACGACAUGCUGGAGCGCGUCGAGGCGCUCGGCGGCAACUUUCAGUGCGCCAGCUCCCGCGAGAGCAUGAUGUACCAGGCGGCGACGUUUAACGGCGCGGUGCCCGAGGCGGUGGCGCUGUUGGCCGAGACGGUGCGCGUGCCCGAGGUGACGGAGCAGGAGGUGGCGGAGCAGCUGGAGACGGCACGGUACGAGAUUGCAGAGAUUUGGAGCAAGCCCGAGCUGAUCCUGCCGGAGCUGGUGCACACGGCGGCGUACAAGGAUAACACGCUGGGGAACCCGCUGCUGUGCCCGGAGGAGAGGCUGGCGGAGAUUGGGAGGGAUACGGUGCUGAGGUACAGGGAACGGUUUUACAGGCCCGAGAGGAUGGUGCUGGCGUUUGCGGGCGUAGAGCACAAUGUAGCGGUGGAUCUGGCGAAGCAGUACUUUGGCGACGCGGCGACGGCGUCGUCGUCGUCGUCUCGUCGCGGGUCCGAAUCCAGCAUCGCGACCUCGGCCUCUUCUUCUUCUUCCUCUUCCUCUUCGUCGUCGUCGGCGAGUAGCAGCGCCGCCGCCUCCUUUUCCACCUCGGCCACGCGCUCCCACGCCACGCUUUCCUCCUCCUCCCCGGCGUCCUCCACCAUUACCACCCCCGCAUACCCGCCCUCGCACUACACCGGCGGCUUCCUCACACUCCCGCCGCAGCCGCCCUCGCUACACAAGACCAAUUUCACGCACAUCCACCUCGCCUUUGAGGGUCUGCCCGUCGCAUCCGAGGAUAUUUACGCGCUCGCCACGCUGCAGACGCUGCUCGGCGGCGGGGGCUCCUUUUCCGCCGGCGGGCCCGGCAAGGGCAUGUACUCGCGGCUCUACACGCACGUGCUCAACCAGCACGGCUGGGUCGAGUCGUGCGUCGCCUUUAACCACAGCUACACCGACUCGGGCCUCUUUGGCAUCGCCGCGUCCUGCCUUCCCGGCCACACGUCGGCCAUGCUCGACGUGCUGUGCCAGGAGCUCCGCGCGUUGACGCUCGACGCGGGCUUCACCAAGCUCGGCGAGGCAGAGGUCCAGCGCGCCAAGAACCAGCUCCGCUCCAGCCUGCUGAUGAACCUCGAGAGCCGCAUGGUCGAGCUCGAGGACCUCGGCCGCAGCGUGCAGGUGCACGGGAAAAAGGUGCCCGUGCGCGAAAUGUGCGCCAAGAUUGAGGCGCUGACCGUCAACGACCUGCGCAGGGUCGCGCGCAUGGUGGUCGGCGGCAAGGCGGGCAGUGGGAGCGGCGCGCCGACUGUGGUGCUGCAGGAGGCGCAGGCGUACGGGCUGUCGAGCCACGCCAUGACCUGGGACCAGAUCCAGGACCGCAUCGACGGGUGGAAGCUGGGGCGUAGAGCGUGA
Molecule: messenger RNA, 1686 nt
Organism: Beauveria bassiana ARSEF 2860
Lineage: Eukaryota; Fungi; Ascomycota; Sordariomycetes; Hypocreales; Cordycipitaceae
Product: insulinase-like protein
Exons: 2
Coding region: 1-1686 (561 amino acids)
Cellular component (GO): mitochondrion
Molecular function (GO): metal ion binding; metalloendopeptidase activity
Source: RefSeq, a predicted model, not a curated record